Messenger RNA from Saccoglossus kowalevskii, 1125 nucleotides. RefSeq names its product G protein-activated inward rectifier potassium channel 3 pseudogene. The record is from RefSeq and is a predicted model, not a curated record. NCBI's taxonomy places the organism in Eukaryota, Metazoa, Hemichordata, Enteropneusta, Harrimaniidae.
AAAUUAAUUCCAGCGAAAAUAAAGAGGCGCUGUAUGGACAAAGAUGGGAAGUGUCAGCCAUCGUUUUUAAAAGAGUACAACCGUACAAACUGGCGUUAUUUGUACGAUAUGUUUACCACGUCGGUAGAUAUGCCGUGGAGGUACAAUCUACUCAUGGUCAGUGGUGUCUUCCUGUUAAGCUGGUUGAUUUUCGGAAUUCUAUACUACCUCAUUGCAAUAUGGAGGGGUGAUUUCAAGCACAUUGACGACGUAAACUGGAAACCAUGCUUCCGAAACUUCAUCAAUUUCAAAUCAGCCUUCUUGUAUUCAAUGGAAACUCAAACGACAAUUGGGUAUGGUUACCGAUCACCCACGGAACACUGCGAAGAAGCCAUCUUGUUAGCUCUCUUCCAAGUUAUAUUUGCUAAUUUCUUUGAAGCUUUUAUUAUAAGCAGUUUCUUGGCGAAAAUAUCACGACCGAAGCUUCGUGCAUCAACGCUUAUCUUCAGCAAGACAGCGAUAAUUUCAGAAAGAGAAGGGAAUGUCUGCUUCAUGUUUAGGAUAGCGGAUCUGCGAAGAAGUCAAAUCGUGGAAGGGCAUGUGCGUCUGUUACUGUUGAAGCAUCAUGUGACAGAGGAAGGUGAGGUAUUGCCGCUUAAGAUGUACGACAUGGACGUGGGUCACAGCACAGGUUUGGAUAGAGUAUUUCUCGUCUGGCCCUACACAGUGACACAUAUUAUUGAUUCCAAAAGCCCACUGCAUGAAGUAUCGAAAGAGAUCAUGGAAAAUUCAAGUUUUGAGAUUAUUGUCAUCCUGGAAGGCAUUGUGGAAGCCACAGGCACCACGACUCAGGCACGUACAUCUUAUAUCAACGAUGAAAUACGCUGGGGACAUCGUUUUGAGGAAGUUCUACACUUCAACGGAGAAAACUUUGAUAUUGACAUGGACAGGUUUCACAAAACCUAUUCUGUGCACACGCCAAGAUGUUCAGCAAAAGAUCUCUAUGCAAACCAAGAUAAUCAUAACAGGUUUGAUGACAGUGAAAGUGAAAGUGACUAUGAUCCAAGAAUAAUCAAAAGAUGGAGUCUAAAAAGAGAACCUGUUGUGUGGCAACCAUUGAAACAAAACAGAGAAACAAGAAUUUAA